Penicillium griseofulvum is the source of this 1344-nucleotide messenger RNA. RefSeq lists its product as uncharacterized. Gene Ontology annotation, cellular component: nucleus. Bases 1 to 1344 code for a protein of 447 amino acids. Lineage: Eukaryota; Fungi; Ascomycota; Eurotiomycetes; Eurotiales; Aspergillaceae. The record is from RefSeq and is a predicted model, not a curated record. The transcript has 3 exons. Gene Ontology annotation, molecular function: zinc ion binding.
AUGUCCUACGCUCUAGAAUCUAAGAAGCGAAAGUUUCAUCGCGUUCUCGAAUCAAUCUCCAAACCUCUUACCUCCGAUAGCGCGCCCAAAACAGCCCCUGCGGCGCCGACGACGGUGCAAGACCGUAUCUCCGCCAAUUUAUCGAUCAAGAAAGUACGCUUGGCCAGUGCCGACCCUUCAGAGCUCACAGCGGUGCGCAACUCAAUCCAGAAGAUCUCCCGACCAGCGCACCGGAUUGCAUCCGCAAAUAAGCGCCCAACCUUUGUCCCUUGGGACCGUGAACGUUUUCUCGAGCGGUUAGAGACCUUCCGCCGUGUCGACAGAUGGACGUCAAAGCCGUCUCCGAUCAAUGAAGUACAAUGGGCCAAGCGUGGUUGGAUAUGUACAGAUGUUAUGCGCGUCACCUGCGUGAGUGAUUGCGGUGGCGCUGUCGUUGUGAAGCUUCCUGAUGAGAUCGAUGAGCUUGACGGUUUCAACACUGAGAAGGUGGAGGAGCGCAAGGAAGUUCGUGCGAGGCUGGUGGAUGAGUAUGCAAAAAUGCUCAGUAGUGCUCAUGGCGAAAGCUGUCCCUGGCGAAACAAGAGCUGUGAUGCAACUAUCCAACAUCUUCCUUUGACAAAUUGUGAUACUGCCCUAUCGGGACUUCACAAGCGAUAUACAAAUAUCUCGCAAAUGGGCGAUAAAUUACCAGCCGAUGAUAUCGUUCAUACCCCAGAAGGCCUUGACCUUGAUGCCUCUAUCAAAGGACUUCCGGAAGAAUGGUUCAAAGAAGCCGAGAAACCUACAGGAUCCAGCACUGAAGAGACCCAGCCUACCAUCGUUGAUAACCAAGACUCGACAGAGACACAUACACCUGUUAAUCGAGCUGCACUGGCACUAGCAUUUCUCGGCUGGGAUACUGCCUCUGAUGGAGCUGCGGGGCUAGUUGGAUGCGGUGCGUGUUUCCGUCGCCUAGGGUUGUGGAUGUACAAACCCAAAGAUAAUGGAGACGUGACCGUCUACACUUCCCUCGACGUGGCCGAUGAACACAUGGAGUAUUGUCCCUGGAUCGACAAAGUAGCCCAGAGUGGCACUGGACGGCCGAACGAGAAGCUGGCGGAACUUCGCGCUGGGUGGCAGAUUGUCGCGGAGGCUGUAAAGGUCAAACACCGCCGCAGACUGCGCACUAUGGGUUCCACAGAUACAUUGCGGACAGAUCCAGGCGUACCAACUGAGACUCCAGGCGAUGAAGAAAACACAGAGGCGAAAAAGAAAGCAGACCGUGAGUGGUGGGCGAAGAUUCGACGAGUGAGACAGGUUUUGACGGCUAAGUCGCCAAAGCGGAAGGCUGUUCUUCCUCAAUGA